UACGACGACUGACGAUACGAUUGGACGCAGUCAUGCGUGGUCAUACGAUCGAGUUCGUCGAUCGAAGAACUGUCAUUAUCAGGUUAAAUUGUAUUCGUGCUGAUUCGUGCGAUCUGGAGAUCUGUGAGUCCACGAAGAAGCUUUUAAAGCAGCUCAGUUGGUUCCUAUCAAUCUCGAGCUCGUGGUUCAACAUGUCGAACCCAUCAGAGCGAGUCAAUUAUAUGCAAGACAGCAGCAGCGAUACAGAGACUGAUUACAAAGAGACUGAUGGAAGAGGAAGGCAUCGUUUGUACAAAAAUAGACUGAGUUGUGGUGGCUCGUCGAAGCCGAAAUCUUGUCUGGUACAGAGGGACGGCAGCAUCGAUCGGCAUUGUCAUUCUUUCAAUUCCGGCAGAAAUUCGCAGAGCACAAAUCUCACAAAUCAGUAUAACAGGAUUCGCACGAACAUUGGCAUCACCAAACAGGCUCAGAGUCAGAAUCAAAGCAGCAGCAGGGACAACAUAUCGGGAGGAUCGGCAAUAUUAGGAUCUACUACCGGAGUCAGCAAUCAACCAGCCAGCGACGAAAGAAUCACUCUCAUUGUCGAUAACACUAGAUUAAAAAUUGUCGUCUUGCUGGAGGAUGACGUAGUCGAUUGGGACGAAGAAUAUCCUCCCCAAAUGGGUGAAGAAUAUUCCCAAACUGUCAACAGUACGGCAAUGUAUCGUUUCUUCAAGUAUAUCGAGAAUCGAGACGUGGCCAAGCAAGUGAUGAAAGAACGCGGUUUGAAAAAAAUUCGCCUAGGCAUUGAGGGCUACCCAACCUAUAAAGAGAAAGUAAAGAAACGCGCCGGUGGUCGCGCCGAGGUCAUUUACAACUACGUUCAGCGACCCUUUAUCCAUAUGUCAUGGGAGAAGGAAGAGGCCAAGAGCCGUCAUGUUGACUUUCAAUGUGUUAAAUCCAAAUCAGUGACAAACCUCGCUGAAGCCACGGCUGAUCCUGUUUUGGAUGCCGCUGGAAAUCCUAUGCUUCUUCAAGUUGCUGAAGGACCAGUUCCUCAACCAGAAGUGGUUGGACUUCCUAUGGGUUCAGAUGUUGAUGUGGAUGGACCCAUGGGAUCUGGCGAUCAAGACUUGGGCCCGCUACCAUCUGAUGAAUUACCGUGAAAAGUGGAAAUAAACUAAAGUAAGAUUUAGGGAUUCUAAAGAAGAUUCUGAGGAAAUCCUAUUAAAAAGCUUUUGAAGAGAAUCUUGAAGAACAUAUAAAAAAGCUUUGAAGAAGAUUUUGAAAAUGGUCGAGGAGAGACCUCCAAAGAAGAUAUUGAAAAGAUGCUUACGGAAGACCAUGAAGAUGAUUUUGAAAAGAAGGUUGAAGAGGAAUUUGACAAGAAUUCUUGAAGAGGAUUAUGUAUGUUUAACUCUGCCAACUUUGAAGACUCUGCAAUGCAUUAAAUAUCGAAGAAUCAGAUACAUUGAACUUUAAAAAUUGGAGUGCAUUGGAUUCUGAAGAUUUUGUAAUACAUUGGACUUUGAAAACAGGCAUCCUAAAGAUUUUGCAAGAUGUCUUGUCCUGAAACUUGAAGAAGAAGGAAUAAAUCAUUUAUUUAUGAGGUAAUUUUUAUAUUUUUGAUUACAGAUAAUAUAAUUUCGUAUAAAGAAAAUUAUUUAAAUUAAAAGAGGAAAUAAACUUGAUUGUUCUAAUCUGCGUGGACAAGAUUCAAUUUUUUUUAUUUUAUUAAUAAUUAAACUUUUUUUAUUAUUUUUAAGUCUUUGGUACACGUGAUCUCUAUACAUGACCCUACGGUUGAAAAAAUUGAUUAAUAUCGAAAAAGUUAGCAUACAUUGCAAUCUUCAUGAUUCAAUGUAUUGCUUUUACUUUAAGAUUUUUCUUCGAGAUCAGUACGAUCCUAGAAAAAAGAUUUACCGUUAUAGAAAGAAGAAAUAUUUGUAAUUGAUGAUAAUAAUAUGGAUAUAAUCGUUUUCUUUCUUUUUUUACUAUAUGUGGCUUUUCGGCAUAUAUUGUAUAUGACCACGUUUAAAAAAAGACUCAUUAAGAUUAAAGAUAGAUUUCUUCGUCUAGCGCCUCUCUUGUGAUAUAGCUCUUCUAGAUUAUGUUUAAUCACAUUAAUUAGAAGGUGCAGACUGCUGUUGUUCUCUUUUCCUCUUCCUUGCGAUUUUUGCAAUUUUGUAAAAUAUAAAACGUUUAGAUUUACGAUCUUCUUGUAUUAUGCGAGUACGCUAUAUAUGAUCGAUGUAUUAUUAUCGAAUCUUCUACUACCAACCCGUUUUCACUACCUUUCCCAUUUUAUACCAUUAUAAUAAAGUUGAAUACGAUUUGUCAAUAAAUAAA
Formica exsecta is the source of this 2328-nucleotide messenger RNA. RefSeq lists its product as uncharacterized. NCBI's taxonomy places the organism in Eukaryota, Metazoa, Arthropoda, Insecta, Hymenoptera, Formicidae. Gene Ontology annotation, biological process: positive regulation of phosphorylation. The coding region runs from base 33 to 1145 and encodes 370 amino acids. The record is from RefSeq and is a predicted model, not a curated record. The transcript is spliced from 6 exons. Gene Ontology annotation, cellular component: cytoplasm.